CAGCAGAAGUCACUCCCCAGUCCCCUCCGAGAUGAAUUGGAAAUGCCUGCUUGAAGUAGCCUGCACAAACUUUUCUCUCUCCACUACUGGCGUCGCAAACAAUGUCCACCAUUUUUAGGGCUCGCCAAUCCGGUGGAAAAAUGGUGAGAGACAGGCGAAUGGCCGCUCCGAAAAGCCCUUACGACCGCCCAACUCCUCCCCAAAACCACCCACAUUGGUUCACCGGACUCGUUUUCCCUGCAACGCGGAUGAUCGCUACCGGUGCAGGAAAACUUCUCUCCUCCGUCCUUCUCGACACAUCGUCAUCUUCGGACAGGGAUUCCGGUUCUGAGGAUGACAUCGACAAUGAUAGUGAUGAUAAUGAUAUGAUUGAUAUCCCUCCUCUUGAGGUUGAAGAAUUGAUUAAGAAGAACGGAACUUCAUCAAGAACAGCCAAGCGCUUUAGGAAGGAGCCUCACCUAACUGUUGAGAAGAGUGAAACGAAGCGUGCAAUUGAAAUUAUUGAACCGCUACUUUUGCAGGAGACCUUUUCAAGGGAAGAAAGUGACAGACUUAUAAAGAUCAUUAAUUCACGAGCUGUGGAUUGUUCCAAUAUAAAAGUGGGACAGGAUGGAAGACUAAGUGAGAUACCAAGCAGAACAGUUGCCAAUGAUAUUCCUGGUCUCUGCAAUAAAGCUGUCAUGGAAGCAAAAAAAUGGUUAGAGGAAAAGAAAGAGGGAUCAAGUUCAAAAUCAGACUUGGAUUAUGGAACCUGUACUUUUAAUUUGGUUGAGCAACCACACGUCACUGAAGGUGAAGUGGGCUCACCAGCGGAUGUGGCCAAAUCGUAUAUGCGGGCUCGUCCUCUAUGGGAGUCUCCUUCUGUAAGCUUUUUUGACAUAAAAACCCCUUUGCAAGUGGGGAUUGAACUUUUUAAGGAAGAAACACCAUAUUCAGUUGGUGGAAAUUCUCUCUCCACAUCUAAGCAGAAAAGGGAUUCUCUUGCCACUGGUUCAUGGAAUAUCCUGGAGGAGAUACGAAGAGUGCGUUCUAAAGCGACAGAAGAUAUGUUACGGAACCUCCCAUCUGCAAAAAUUGAUCUAUCAUCAUUUGCUUCAGAACCGAAAAGAACCCAAAUUUCAUUGGUUGCUGAUGUGAAAGAAGCAGCUGUGGGAAAUAAAUUGCAUCACUCAAAUUGUUUAGCAACUGCAGAGGCAAUAGAUGCAUCUGCAGACUUGGCCACAGAUCAUGUCUUCCCAGUUCUGGAGAUGAGAGAAGAUGGUUCACGGAAUGAAGCUUUCUCAUCCAAUCCAGCAACAUUUGUUUCGGAAAAAACUCAGGAUUUGGAUGUGAUUCAUAUUAUUGGGGGAGCUGAAGAUGCUGCUUCUAGAUCUAGUCACUCAAUUGCUUUGGAUUUUGCCUCAAAGCAACAUACUGCAUCUGCAGAUUCAAGAUCAAGUGAGAGAAAUUGUUCUAUGGCGAAACAUGUAACUGAAUUGGGAGGCACACCAAAAGCUAGUAGUUCCCAAUCUUCAGGACCAAGUUUCUCUGCAGGAUUGGGUUCAGAGCGAAAUCCUAGAUCAUUUGAUGGGAACUCAAUGCCAGUCAAUUCAAGCCAUAACAAGUUGAAUAGUAGCAUUCCUAUUGAAGGGACCUGUGAACUACUAAGUGAAGCUUCCAUUGAGGUCCCAGUUGUAAAUGAAAUCAACAACGUAGCCAGCGGCUACCGGAACAGUUCUAGCUUGCGAUACGAGGAAUUAUCACUGCAACUGAGACAGCAAAAUUUGAAACGCAGCAUGACUGGCAAGAUUGGCAGCAUGGUCGAGAAGCAACUGCGGGAAAAAAAGAGCAGAUACAUUAAAAGAGGCCAGGGAUCUCCAUUGUGACCUAGAGGUCACGGGUUUGAAAGAAGGAAAGAGCCUCUCCGCAUGCGGAGGUAAGGCUGUGAACAUCUGACCCUCCCCAGACCUUGUAAUGGUGUGAGCCUCGUGCACUGGGUUUGCCCUUUACUAUAAAUUAGACUAGAAAAGAUCUUUCCAUGUAGGGCAAUUGCAAGUCUUAGUGAGAAUGAUGCUAUUGUUGGGCUCAAAUAUGAACAUCUUGAGUUGCAAUUUCCUCAUCUACAAAAGUAAUAUUGUUAA
Molecule: messenger RNA, 2120 nt
Organism: Cornus florida
Lineage: Eukaryota; Viridiplantae; Streptophyta; Magnoliopsida; Cornales; Cornaceae
Exons: 11
Coding region: 102-1865 (587 amino acids)
Biological process (GO): nuclear membrane organization
Cellular component (GO): nuclear envelope
Source: RefSeq, a predicted model, not a curated record